This is a messenger RNA of Dama dama (fallow deer), 3431 nucleotides long. RefSeq names its product C2CD2 like (gene C2CD2L). Gene Ontology annotation, molecular function: phosphatidylinositol transfer activity; phosphatidylinositol binding. Gene Ontology annotation, biological process: positive regulation of insulin secretion involved in cellular response to glucose stimulus. Gene Ontology annotation, cellular component: cytoplasmic side of apical plasma membrane. The record is from RefSeq and is a predicted model, not a curated record. Lineage: Eukaryota; Metazoa; Chordata; Mammalia; Artiodactyla; Cervidae. The transcript is spliced from 14 exons. Bases 410 to 2551 code for a protein of 713 amino acids.
GGGCCGGCCGUGUUGUCAGUGUCAGCUCUGCGCACGCAGCCCUCCGGGAGCCGGUGCCGGCCUGUGAGCCACAGCGUCUCUGCAGACAAGUCUCCGCCCGGGUCCGGCGGGGCCCCCGCCGUGGGAGGAGUCGGGCGCUGGCCGGCGACUAACCCGGUCGCACUGGUGGAUCAGCCGAGGAGGGCCCCGGACUACGGAGAGAGGGACUCCGGCGUCGCGACCCCCAAGGAACCUCCUCUCCUCGAUCUGUGGCACCCACUAGUCCCGGGCACUCAAUCCCGGAGAGCCCCCAAUCCCGCGCGCCCAGCCCCGGGGGAGCCCGCCCCCGCCCCACGGCCCGCUCGGGCCAUGCUCCCCCGGGGCAGCGGCUGAGCCUGAGCUGGAACCGGGACCGGAGCCCGCGCGGAGCAUGGAUCCGGGUUGGGGGCAACGGGACGUGGGCUGGGCAGCCCUGCUGAUCCUCUUCGCCGCCUCACUGCUCACGGUGUUGGGCUGGCUGCUGCAGUAUGCCCGGGGCUUGUGGCUGGCGCGGGCCCGCGGGGGCCGGGGCCAGAGACCCGCCUUCGCUGCCGAGCCCGCCGGCUCCCUGCGGGAGCUGGGCGUGUGGCGCUCGCUGCUGAGGCUAAGGGCGACACGGGCCGGCGCACCCGAGGAGCCAGGCGUCCGGGGCCUUCUGGCAUCUCUCUUCGCCUUCAAGUCUUUCCGGGAGAACUGGCAGCGGGCUUGGGUGCGAGCGCUGAACGAGCAGGCCUGCAGGGAUGGGAGCUCCAUCCAAAUCGCCUUUGAGGAGGUGCCCCAACUCCCACCCAAAGCCAGCAUUAGUCAUGUGACCUGCGUAGACCAAUCAGAGCGCACCAUGGUGCUGCACUGCCAGCUCUCUGCUGAGGAGGUGAUGUUCCCAGUCUCUGUGACCCAGCAGUCCCCCGCUGCCGUCUCCAUGGAGACCUACCACGUCACUCUGACACUGCCACCAACACAGUUGGAAGUCAACCUGGAGGAAAUCCCUGGCGAAGGCCUGCUUGUAUCCUGGGCCUUCACCGAUCGCCCAGAUCUCAGCCUGACGGUGCUUCCCAAGCUGCAGGCCAGGGAGAGAGGUGAGGAGCAAGUAGAGCUUUCUACUAUUGAGGAGCUGAUUGAGGAUGCCAUAGUCAGCACCCAGCCAGCUAUGAUGGUCAACCUUAGGGCUUGCUCUGCCCCUGGGGGCCUGGUUCCCAGUGAGAAGCCACCCACGGCGCCCCAGGCCCAGCCAUCCAUCCCCAGACCUAUCCGGUUAUUCCUAAGGCAGCUUCGAGCAUCUCACCUGGGAGGUGAGCUGGAAGGCACUGGGGAAGUGUGCUGUGUAGCUGAGCUUGACAACCCCAUGCAACAGAAGUGGACCAAGCCCACGAGGGCUGGGCCUGAGGUGGAGUGGAGCGAGGACUUGACACUGGAUCUGGGCCCCCAGAGCCGGGAGCUGAUCCUCAAAGUGCUGAGGAGUAGCAGCUGUGGAGACAUGCCACCCCUUUCCCCAGCUGAACUCCUGGGCCAGGCCACACUGUCUGUGGCCUCCCCUUCCAGACCACUGUCCCGAAGACAGGUAUGCCCACUCACCCCUGGGCCCGGGAAAGCCCUGGGGCAGGCAGCCACCAUGGCAAUAGAGCUUCAGUAUGAGGAGGGUUCCCCCCGGAACCUGGGCACUUCCACCCCCUCGACUCCACGCCCCAGCAUCACACCUACCAAGAAGAUUGAGCUGGACCGGACCAUCAUGCCGGAUGGCACCAUUGUCACCACGGUCACCACUGUCCAGUCCCGGCCCCGGGUAGAUGGCAAGUUAGACUCCCCCUCCCGCUCCCCGUCCAAGGUGGAGGUGACCGAGAAGACGACGACUGUGCUGAGUGAGAGUGGUGGCCCCAGCAGCACGUCCCACAGCAGCAGCCCAGGGGAGAGCCACCUUUCCAACGGCCUGGACCCUGUAGCAGAGACAGCCAUUCGCCAGUUGACUGAACCCAGUGGGCGGGCAGCCAAGAAGACACCCACCAAGCGUAGCACACUUAUCAUCUCGGGUGUUUCCAAGGUGCCCAUCGCUCAGGAUGAGUUGGCACUGUCCCUGGGCUAUGCGGCAUCCUUGGACGCCUCAAUACAGGAUGAUGCAGGGCCCAGUGAAGGUCCCUCCUCACCUCCCUCAGACCCCCCAGCCAUGUCCCCAGGACCCCUAGAUGCCCUUUCCAGUCCCACGAGUGUCCAGGAAGCAGAUGAGACAACACGUUCGGACAUUUCUGAGAGGCCCUCUGUGGAUGAUGUUGAGUCGGAAACAGGGUCUACUGGUGCCCUGGAAACCCGCAGUCUCAAGGAUCACAAAGUGAGCUUCCUGCGCAGCGGCACGAAGCUUAUCUUCCGCCGGAGGCCACGUCAGAAGGAAGCUGGUCUGAGCCAAUCACACGAUGACCUCUCCAACACGGCGACCACACCCAGCGUCCGAAAGAAGGCUGGCAGCUUUUCUCGGCGUCUUAUCAAGCGCUUUUCCUUCAAAUCCAAACCCAAGGCCAAUGGCAACCCCAGCCCUCAGCUGUGAGGGCCCUGUUCACCUUCUGAGCUAGGAGAGAGCGGGAGUCCUCUCAGCCCUUUCCCCACGUUCCCUUCCAUUCCCCUCCCUGGAUUCCCAACAGCCUGGGCCAGGGAAGCCCCCUGAGUUCCGGGAAGCCCUGUCCACCCUGGGCUGUGGGGCCAGCUGGAAGGGUACUUGCAACGGGAAGCGUGUGAGAAGUGGACGCCCGUUGCCAAGGACGUAGAAGAGGGAGUGGGUGGCUGGGAGCAAGAGGAGGCUCAGUCCUGACACCUGUGGGCAUUCCUCAGACUCCUUUGCCUGCUGUUGACACCCACCCCCUCAGAGGAGUCCCAGGGUGCUCAGCUCCUCAGAUGAUCCUUCCUCCCUUAUUUAUUCUCUUUUCUAUUUAUAUGUGUGGUCCCGGACCCUCAGUGAACAGUUGAUAGAGGGCAUCUCUCCCGGUGACCCUUCUCUCCUGUCCCAGGAGGGUUGGCAAUUCCCUUUGGGAUGGGGCUCCCACACCUCCCUCAGGUCCCCACCCUGACCAGCACCAGUGUCUGCCUCUGAGGACAUUGGCAGCUCAUAGAAUGCCGGGCCGGUGCCCGGGAUGGGGGGCAGGUACUCCCCACUCCCUGCCUCCCCUUCUGCUCCUCAUCCUUCCCUCCCCCUUUAUUACCAUUUUUGUACUUGAUGCCUUCUCUGUGAGCAGUGGCUCUGUUGGAAGGAGGGAGCCAGGAGCCUGCUGGGAAGCCUUCCCCAGAGAGAUGGCUUUAGGAGUUUUAUUUACAGACUGUGUGAUGAUGGAGCAAGAGCAGGGUUGCCCCUCUGUGCAGUGGGAGAUGAUGAUGUCCAUUGCUGUGUGAUGGCUUGGAAUUUAAUUUAUUAAAGUCAAACUGGAGUUUAUAAA